This is a messenger RNA of Choloepus didactylus (southern two-toed sloth), 2537 nucleotides long. RefSeq names its product calcium/calmodulin dependent protein kinase IG (gene CAMK1G). The record is from RefSeq and is a predicted model, not a curated record. The coding region runs from base 164 to 1594 and encodes 476 amino acids. Gene Ontology annotation, biological process: peptidyl-serine phosphorylation. Lineage: Eukaryota; Metazoa; Chordata; Mammalia; Pilosa; Megalonychidae. Gene Ontology annotation, molecular function: calcium/calmodulin-dependent protein kinase activity; calmodulin binding; ATP binding. Gene Ontology annotation, cellular component: intracellular anatomical structure. The transcript is spliced from 13 exons.
AGCUACAAAUGGCAACGACCAUGGCGGCUCCUGAGCUAUACAUCGGAAAUCACCACUAAGCCUCACAGAAGUUUGCAGUGGCUCUUUCUGAGCUUUGAAACAAAAAUGGAAAUUGUUGCUGGAAAGAGUGAGAGCAUCCCCGGAAGUUUCAACUCUGGAGGCAAUGGGCCGAAAGGAAGAAGAUGACUGUAGCUCCUGGAAGAAACAGACCACCAACAUCCGGAAAACCUUCAUCUUCAUGGAAGUGCUGGGAUCAGGAGCUUUUUCAGAAGUUUUCCUGGUGAAACAAAGGGUAACUGGAAAGCUCUUUGCCCUGAAGUGCAUCAAGAAGUCACCUGCCUUCCGGGACAGCAGCCUGGAGAAUGAGAUCGCUGUGUUGAAAAAGAUUAAGCAUGAAAACAUUGUGACCCUGGAGGACAUCUAUGAGAGCACCACUCACUACUACCUGGUCAUGCAGCUUGUUUCCGGUGGGGAGCUCUUUGACCGGAUCCUGGAGCGGGGCGUCUACACAGAGAAGGAUGCCAGCCUGGUGAUCCAGCAAGUCUUGUCAGCAGUGAAAUACCUCCACGAGAAUGGCAUUGUACACAGAGACUUAAAGCCUGAAAACCUGCUAUACCUCACCCCUGAGGAGAAUUCUAAGAUCAUGAUCACAGACUUUGGUCUGUCCAAGAUGGAACAGAGUGGCGUCAUGUCCACUGCCUGUGGUACUCCAGGCUAUGUGGCUCCGGAAGUGUUGGCCCAGAAGCCUUACAGCAAGGCUGUGGAUUGCUGGUCCAUUGGCGUCAUCACCUACAUAUUGCUGUGUGGGUAUCCCCCUUUCUAUGAAGAAACUGAGUCUAAGCUUUUUGAGAAGAUCAAGGAGGGCUACUAUGAGUUUGAGUCUCCAUUCUGGGAUGACAUUUCUGAGUCAGCCAAGGAUUUCAUUUGCCACUUGCUGGAGAAAGACCCAACUCAGCGAUACACCUGUGAGAAGGCCUUGAGGCACCCCUGGAUUGAUGGAAAUACAGCCCUCCACCGGGACAUCUACCCAUCAGUCAGCCUCCAGAUCCAGAAGAACUUUGCCAAGAGCAAGUGGAGGCAAGCCUUCAAUGCAGCAGCUGUGGUGCACCACAUGAGGAAGUUGCACAUGAACCUGCACAGCACAGGGGUCCGCCCAGAAGUGGAGAACACACCGCCCGUCCCUCAAGCCUCAGAAGCCUGUAGACCCAGCUCCCCUGAGAUCACCAUCACCGAGGCCCCUGCCCUGGACCAGAGCGUGGCCCUCCCUGCUCUGGCCCGGCUGCCCUGCCAGCAUGGUCCCCGGCCCACUGCCCCCGGCGGCAGGUCCCUCAACUGCCUGAUCAACGGCUCCCUCCGCAUCAGCAGCAGCCUGGUGCCCAUGCAGCAGGGGCCCCUGGCCACGGGGCCCUGUGGCUGCUGCUCCAGCUGUCUGAGCAUUGGAGGCAAAGGGAAGUCCUCCUACUGCUCCGAGCCCAUGCUCCUCAAAAAGGCCAACAAAAAACAGAACUUCAAAUCAGAGGUCACGGUGCCAGUUAAAUCCAGUGGCAGUUCCCACUGCCGGGCCGGGCAGACUGGAGUCUGUCUCAUCAUGUGAUCCCGGGAGCCUCUGCCUGUGUCACUGUAAUUUUCAGGAGAGAUGUUCUACUCCUCUCUGCCUUUCCAAACCUGGUGUCAACCCUGCAGAGGGAGGAAGGGGGAGCAAGCAGGGCAGGACCUGGCAAGAGCGUUUUCUGGUCAGAAGUGCCAGUCUGCUGCGGCCUGGGGACAGACCAUCCGAGCAGGCCCCAGGAGCGAGCCCCAAGUUGUGGAGACCGCACUGAAGCAUUGCCCAAGGGCAGGAGGAGAGGCAUCUGCUGGCUUCUGGUCUCUCUGAGCUGCCUGCUCUCUGCCCCCACACCCUCCGUGCUGUGGCUCUGUGCAGUGUGCGUAGAUAGCUCGUGCCCGGAUCUGUGUUUGUCGUGAAAUGCUUAGUGGACUGGCCAAGCUGUGUCACCUUCUCUGAGCAAAGCCAUAUGGAGCGUCCACCCAGACACCCCACUCUGUACACACUUGCUCCUGCCUCUGAGGCCUCUGUCCUCGGGGCCAGAACUGGCACAUGAAUGUAGUUGGCUGCCCUCUGCAUGAAUGACAGGCAGCUCCUGCGCAGAGUUCUAAUCCUUACCGCCAGGAUUAGCUCCCAGCUGCCGUGAGACCCAGCCAGCAUCCUCCCCGGCACACUUCUGACCCACCUCCCUUCCUGCCCCGCUAUAAAAGCAGUGCCACACCCUCCAAGGUGAAAUAGAUAAAAAGCCUGUACUAGAUACCAUAAGGAAUCAAGAUCCUGGGCAUACACCGUUCACCUCCACACUUAUGUCCAACUGGGUCAACAUUGGAAGUCGACUAUUUUAAUUUCAGCCAGUAAUUCUAAUCCUGCCUCUGCUCCCUUUCUCUCCCUAAAGACAAGUACAUCUUUUUUGUCCCUCCCCAGUUUUCUUGCCCCACUUCCUCCAGCUUCAUGGUCAGUGUUGUGCUCAAUAAAAUGGACAUAUUUUUCUCUA